Messenger RNA from Trypanosoma theileri, 2928 nucleotides. Its product is annotated as helicase. The record is from RefSeq and is a predicted model, not a curated record. Lineage: Eukaryota; Euglenozoa; Kinetoplastea; Trypanosomatida; Trypanosomatidae. Gene Ontology annotation, biological process: telomeric loop disassembly; negative regulation of t-circle formation; negative regulation of DNA recombination. Gene Ontology annotation, cellular component: nucleus. The transcript has a single exon. Gene Ontology annotation, molecular function: DNA helicase activity; DNA binding; DNA polymerase binding. Bases 1 to 2928 code for a protein of 975 amino acids.
AUGUGUUCCGUUCCUAUUGGUGAUAUUGAAGUGUCAUUUCCUUUUAACCCAUAUCCGGCACAGGUGGAGUAUAUGCAAGCUGUCAUUAAUGCUCUUAAUAAUGGUACCAAUGCUUUGCUAGAAUCUCCAACAGGAACUGGCAAGACACUAUGUCUUCUUUGUGCUACUCUUGCUUGGUUAGAGGAAAGACGUAAAAAUGAACGAAUAAAGUGUUUGAAUGAACAGGCAGGAAUGACAAGAGUAAUGUACUGUAGUCGUACUCAUGCACAAUUAAGUCAAGUUAUUCGUGAAUUAAAGCGAACACGUUAUGGAAGUGUUUUUUCAAUGUCUAUAUUAGGUUCAAGAGAACAUAUGUGUGUUCAUCCACAGGUAUUAAAUCUUCGUACUGCACAUGCCCAACAAAGUAUGUGUAAUACACUUAGAGAAGAAAAAAAUUGUCGAUAUUACAGAGGGUUUCAAUCUCGUAGUUCUCAAAAUGCGAUAGAAAUAAAUGAUUCAGAAGUACAUGAUAUGGAAGAUUUGGUAUCUAAAGGUCGUAGUUGUGGAUUUUGUCCUUACUAUAUGGAAAGAGAACAAGCAAAGGAAGCUGAUAUUGUAUUUCUUCCUUAUAACUAUAUGUUUGAUUUAUCUUUACGUAAACAACUUCCAUUUGAAGUAAAAAAAUCUAUAUUAAUUGUUGAUGAGGCUCAUAAUUUGCCUUCAAUUUUAGGUUCAUCAUCUUGUAUGAAUCUUUUACCUUUAGAUUUAACAAAUGCUAUUCAUGACUGUUCUAGAGCUCUUGCUAUGCAAAGACUUAUGAUGGAAUCCGCUUCUGAUGAUGACCCUCAGGAAAGUUUGAUGGAUGAACAAGAAAUCUCUUCAUUAAAAAUUAUUCUUUGUGGAUUAGAAACUCGUAUUAAUGAAGAAAAAAAUGAGCAAAAUGAAAAAUCUACAAAGACUUCUAACAAAAUUGUGGUUACAUCUAGUGAAGAAAUUGUACGAGAGGGAUCCUAUAUGAUUCCUUUUUUAGCUAAAGCACUUAUUACGAAGAAAUUAUUUACUGGAGGUAAUCAACAAGGAGGUGGAAUUAACGAUGUUAUGACUAAAGCCAUUACUAUUUUAGCCCAAAGUGAAGGAGCAGCAACAGGUCUUGCAAAAGUACAACAAUUUUUAAAUUUUGUUUUUGAACACAAUGAUGAGGGUGAUGAAGAUGCUUGUCGUUUUGUUAUACAGAGUGUUAAAGGUAUGGAUGGAAGACAAAUGCAACGAUCUCUUGGUUACUGGUGUCUUGACACCUCACGUACUGUACAGAGGCUAGUCUCUGGUCUUCGUUCUCUUCUUUUAACGAGUGGCACACUUUCUCCUCUUGAUCACUUUGCUGCAGAAUUGGGUUUAUGCUUUGAUGUCUCUCUAAAGGGCAGUCAUGUGAUUCAGCCCCACCAGGUGGUGGGCUCUGUGCUUUGCAAAGGUCCUGGUGGGGAAAGACUCAAUGGGAGUUACGUAUUCCGUGGGCGGACGGACUACCAAGUGGGGCUUGGCAUGUGUCUGGUGAAUCUCGCGCGCCACACACCCGGCGGGGUUUUGGUUUUCUUCCCAAGUUACGCGGCGCUGGGGACGGCGGUGGCGGUUUGGCGGGCCGGCGGCGAAGAAAAGGAAAAGAAAGAAAAGGAGGGGGAGGAGGGGGCGGGGGAGUUGACGGUGUGGGGGCGGCUGGCGGCCCUUAAGCCCGUCUUUGUGGAGCCGGCGUCCGCCGCGGACCUCCCCGCCAUCGUGGCGGCCUUCCAGCGGGCCGUCGACGCCGCACCCGCACGUGGGGCCAUUCUCCUCGCCGUGUGCCGCGGGAAGAUCAGCGAGGGUGUGGACUUCGCCGAUCAUCACGGUAGAUGCGUGGUCGUUGCCGGUAUCCCAUUCGCCAACCACACCGAUCUCUUCGUACGGCUAAAACGGGACUACAUCACAAGUGUCGCACCACAACGACCAAAGGUGCAGGGGAAAUUAUUUACAGGGGAUGAUUGGUAUAUUAAUGAGUCUAUGCGAGCAGUGAAUCAGUGCGUUGGACGUGUUAUACGGCAUAAGGAUGAUUACGGAGCCGUUUUGUUGGCGGAUGAACGAUAUGCUAAUCAAUUAGGCGGACUGUCAAAAUGGGUGGGAGAAAGAUGCUCUGUUCAUCGUGAAUUUCGUGAAACAUACGCAUGUAUAGCGAAAUUUUUUGCUUCUUUUAGGCGUCGUAUGUGUGAUGGAUUACUUCGAUCAUCUAAUUGUACGGAUUCAUCUUCUUCUUUUUAUAAUACUACUAUUUCGGGUUCCGUAACACUUGGAAGUAUUUCUAUGGUACCAAAAGCAGAAGAAAUUCCAGAUUCUGCAGAGAAGGCAAAACGUUUCGCAGCUGAACAAAUGAAUAAAGUAACUGCUGAAAAGGUUGGACAGAUCCAAAAAUGUCUUGCCGAAGCAGAAGAGGUACCUUCUCUUGCCCUUCAUGAUUCUUUUCCUACUAGUAAAGAGACACCAGUAUCUGCAUUAUCACCAUUACCAUUACCAUCAACAAUAACAAGAUCAGAAACCGUAUCGCAACCACCCUUAUUUAAGAAACAGGUACUACCUGUACUUCCUGCGUUACCAGAAUCUAAAGAAAAAACUGAAGUUAAAACUUUAGUUGGAUCAACUUCAAAGGAGUUCUGUCUAUUUAUGAAGAAAAAGCUUCAACCUGCGAGCUACGAUAAGUUUCGUGAUAAAUUAAAACAAAUUGCCUCUAUACGUGAUACCCCUAAUUUAUCUGUUGAUGCUAAAAAAAGAGGUCUGGACGCUGCUGUAGAUGAUCUUGCAGUGUUAUUUAGAGAAGCAGCUGCUGAACACGAGAAGGAUUUAUUAUUAGCAUUUGCUCAACAUAUUCCGGCGGAAUUUCGGCCGUAUUUUACUCAUCUACUACAAAAACGACGCAGAGCAUCAUGA